Messenger RNA from Chilo suppressalis (striped riceborer), 698 nucleotides. The record is from the annotation of a GenBank genome assembly. NCBI's taxonomy places the organism in Eukaryota, Metazoa, Arthropoda, Insecta, Lepidoptera, Crambidae.
CACAGGAUUAGAUAAGGUUUCGGUUUUUAUGAUUAACAACAAAUACAGUUUAAAAUUACCUAUUGAUUCUAAUUGUCGCUUAAUAAGAAAGUGUUAUGUAUUUAAAAAUUGUGUUGUUAUUGUUUUGUUUUGCGAUCGGGAAGGCAGUGGGGUUAACAUGCUACGCCUGCUCGUUCUCAUCACAGGAUGCAGAUCGGUCUUGCCUCACUAUAACUGACACGACACACACCGUCGAUUGUCCCUUCACAUAUUGCACCAUCAUGCGUCAAGAGUUCACAGAUCCCGCGGGAGCUAUUUCUAGUUUCCUGCGAGGGUGUGAAGAAGAACCUGACUACUUAAACCAUGAGAUCACUGACCCUACGUUUCGCACGUUCUACCGCGCCUGUACUAAUGACCUCUGCAAUAUUGGUAACGGUAUCCAACCGGUGGUCGGUGGUGGCUUAUCUCCUCGUCCAAUUUACAACGGCAAUAAUCUUCUGGUCCCAGGAACAGGCAACAGUCCUAGGGUCCAAGCGUCUUUGGUAACCGCCGUAACAAUGAUAAUAUUACACAUGAUUUGAACAUUAAAUAAGACAUUCUUAUUGCGCAACUGAAUAUUGUUUUAAUUUUGUUAAGGUUAAAGAAACAUAUAUAAACAUGUGAUAUAUAAUAUUAUGCAAAAUGUUUACUCACUUUGAUUAGUCACUAAGCGAAGCUCU